Molecule: messenger RNA, 8816 nt
Organism: Phasianus colchicus (ring-necked pheasant)
Lineage: Eukaryota; Metazoa; Chordata; Aves; Galliformes; Phasianidae
Source: RefSeq, a predicted model, not a curated record
CGCCCAGGCAGGGGGGUGGGUGGGGUGCAUGCUGCUGGAGUGGUGAGUGCGUGGGGCUGGGGGCAGGGAGGGAUGGAAGGGGUGUGGGGGCCUGCGGCUGGGUGCCUCCGUGCUGGAGUCUGGGGGCCAGCAGGAGGCUGAGGGUGCACUUUGGGCGGAGAAACAGUGUGGGCAGCACAUGGCAGUGGGAGGCUGGGUGCCCUCAUAGUGGGUAAGGAUGGGACACCCCAAGAAUGCAAGGUUCAGAGCAGUGGCAUUGCCACAGCAACUGGGCUCCUGGGAACACUAGGAAGGGUGGGAAUAGGGAGCCUCUGCCUGGGGACAGGCCAUGGCUGGGGACAGCAUCAGACAGAGGUUGGGACACUAUGGCAGUUAUGGGAGAAGGGUCUCACAGUGUCACUUGGGCUGGCUGGCUGCAGCAUAUCCCAUCUCUAUGCUGUGUGCUGUGCACAGCACGUUGCCAUGGGCUGAACCCACACCCAUCAGGAACGGGUCUACUGCACCCCACUGCUGCUGUGCUGCCUGCUUGCUGGUGCUAUACAUAGGGCAGCCCUGCCCCGUCGAGGCACUGCAUGGAGCAGGCUCAGUCUUAUCACCCUGCCGUGUCAUCGGAGGGUAUUUUUGGGGACGGCAGCUGCAGGCAUUCCUAACGGUCAGUCCCUGCAUGCUGACGCUGGGGAGCAGAGCUGGGCGAGCAGCAGAGUGGGGUGCUGGCACCGAGAGCUGCAGGACAGAGGUGUUGGUGUGAGGUGGGUGCCCGAGGCAGGAGAUGGUGCUGGGCAGGGUGAUUGGAGGAGGGGGAGGCUGUGUGUACUGGCGCGGCUUGGGGGGGAACCUGACCCUGGCCCCCGGGGAUGAGUUCUGUCCCACAUUCCCCUUCAGCCCAACCAGGGAAUGGCUGGGUUUCUCUUUGUCCCUGCUCUCCCUGAGGGGGACAGAGAAACCUCUGUGCAGCGCUGGCCGCAGCACAGGCAGGGGCUGAGGUUUACGCUUGCCCAAGAAAGGCUCCAAGCACAGAGCCCUACUGCUGGACAUGGUGCAUGGGCAUGAGUACCUGCAGCACUGGACAUGGAAGUGGUACUCUCCGAAAGCAGGACUUGUUCUCCCUUUGUCCCUCUGCACCCUGCAGUGAUGUCCAGUCCUGGCCUUGGACGUGCAGGGGCUGGAGUUGGGACCAUGCUCAGACAGGGCCCCUCUUGCCAUGCCCCCCACUGAGCCAGGCAGGAAGCACCCGGAUGCGUCCGGAUGCCUCCAGCCCCAUGACAGCCCCUUAUCAGCACCUGUGCACUAAGCCAGUCCAGAUGCGGCAGGAAUGCGGCUCUGCCACCACCCGAUACUGCAGGAAUGCCCCAGCGGGUGGGGAAGGGCCACGCUGGGACCCGUUCUUCCUCAGCCAGCCCCAUCCCCAGCACUGCAGGGACCCAGCGAGCCCCGUGCCUCCAUGGGAAGGUGCCACCUCCCAGCCCAAGCUUAAUGCAGCGUUGCUCUGGUUGGGAUGUCUUGCACCACAGCCUGAUCCCACUCUCUGUCCUCAGGCUGAAGCUCCUGGCUCUCCUCCUGCCCCAGUCCCAAGGUGAUGGAGAGCCACGGGGCAGCCCCCCGGUUCCUGGCCUACCCACGAGCCUUCACGGCACAAAGCGGCACCGACGCCAUGCUGAGGUGCCAGAUCGCAGGUGACCCCCGGCCCAGUGUCCUCUGGGAGAAGGACACAGCCCCGAUCCAGCCUUCGGGCCGCUUCUGUGUAGAGGCCAAGGGGGAUGUGUACAGCCUACGGGUGUCCUGCGUCACCCCGCAGGAUGGCGGCCUCUAUGUUUGCAAGGCCAAGAACUGCAUUGGUGAGACCUAUGCUGCCGCCACGCUACGAGUGGAGGCUGGGGAGCAUCAGCAAGAGGAGGAGGAGGAGGAAGGCCAUGCUGGCGGCCGAGCUCCCACCUUCCUGGUGGGGCCUUCAUCUGUGCGGGUGUGCCGUGGGGAAGACGUGACCUUCUCAUGCCGAGUGUUGGGGCAACCCUCCCCGCUGCUGGAAUGGGAGAAGGAUGGCUGCAAGCUGUGUGACCUCUUUGAGAGCAGCCACUUUGCAGUGGGCCGGCAGCCUGAGGACUGGCACUACCUCAAGCUGUUUGGAGUCCGACCCCCAGAUGCAGGGGUCUAUGUGUGCCAGGCACGCAGCGGCUCCAAGGAGGCCCUGGCUGCAGCUGUGCUCCUGGUGGAGCCCUGGUGCUCCCCUUCUGACAGCACCCAGCCACGGCGAUCGCGGCAUGUGGGCACUGACACCUGGGCACCAGCACCCAACGGCACACCAAGAGCCAAGACGUUCGCUGUCAGUGCAGGGAAGCACGCCAAGUUCCGCUGCUGUGUCACCGGCAAGCCCAAGCCAGAGAUCAUUUGGCAAAAGGAUGGUAAGGUCGUGGCCCCUGGGCGCCGGCACCUGGUCUAUGAGGACCGUGAGGGCUACUUCAUCUUGAAGGUGCUGUACUGCCGGCCCCGGGACCAGGGGCUGUAUGUUUGCACCGCCUCCAACACGGCCGGGCAGACACUGAGUGCCGUGCAGCUGCAGGUGAAGGAGCACCGGCUGCGGUUCCAGGUGCCACUGGAGGAUGUGGAGGUGGCAGAGAGGGAGGAUGCAGUCCUGGAGUGCCAGGUGCCACUCGGGAGCAUCCCCACCUCCUGGUUCCUGGAGGACAGGGAGCUGCAGCCCAGCCACAAGUACGUGAUGGAGGAGUGUGGUGUGGUGCGGCGUCUGACCAUCCGCGAUGCCCGCACUGACGACGAUGGCGUCUACCUCUGCCAGAUGAAGGACCGGGGCUGCAGUGUUGCUGAGGUCUCCGUCCGAGGGCUGAUCGUGAAGAGGCUGCCGCGGAAGCUGGAUGUGAUGGAAGGAGAGAAUGCGGCUUUCUGCGUGGAGACACGGGAGGCCAUGGAGGGGAUCUGCUGGAGCCGCAAUGGGCUGCAGCUGCAUGAGUCACCACGCGCCGUGCUGAAGAGCUUCGGCAGGACGCACCUCCUGGUGCUGGUGCAUGUCACCCGUGAGGAUGCGGGCAUCAUCUGCUUCUCUGUUGGGGAGUCACUGACAUCCUCCCAGCUCCGCGUCAAGUGUAAGCCCUGGGCUGGUUUGCAUGGGGCCUCCCCGCACCCUCCGUUCUCCCCAUUCACCAAGGUCUGAAAUGGCAGAGAGAUGGGAUGGAACCUUCCAAUCCCCACUGCGCCAUGUGUUCCAGGUGUGAAACGUGACCCUCCCAGUGCACCGAUGGCAGCCCAGCUGAGCACAGAGCAGAGCAACGCAGCCCUGCUGACAUGGUGCCCUGCACCCGAUGUGCACCAUCGCCCACCCAGCACCUACAUUCUGGAGCGGCGUGAGGCGGUGGGUGGCAGCUGGGUGCAGUGCCUGAGCACUGAGCUGCCCGGCCGUGUGCAGGUGCUGGGUGACAGCGUGCCCCGUGAGGCUGACUACUGCUUCCGAGUCUGUGCUGUCAACGAGUACGGCCGCAGUGACCCUGUGGAAUUCCCUGGCUGCGUGCAUCUCGUGCCAGCUGUGCGCCUGGAGAGGGGCCUGCAGGAUGCACGGGUGCGGGAUGGUGAGGAUGCGCGCUUCUCUGUGGAGCUGUCGGCCUCAAUUCAGGGCGAGUGGUUCCUGAAUGGCACAAGGCUGCAAAGUGAGGAGAGCGGGCGCUUCAGUGUGCAGCACUGUGGGACAGAACACUCACUGCUCAUCCGCUCAGCGAGGCUGAGAGAGAGUGGUGCACAUGUCACCUUUGUGGCUAGCAGUGUGCGGGACUCGGCCACGCUGCAUGUGCAAGCCCCUCAGGCCCACAUCGCCCCAGUGCCUGAGGCACGGCGGCUCCGAGAGCUGCUGGCAGGGCUGCCGCUGCUGCUGGAGUGUGAGGUGAGCCCAGCAGGUGCUCCCGUGCGUUGGCUGAAGGAUGGCAAAGCCGUGGUGCCCAGCGAGACCCUGGGCAUCCGCUGCUGGGGUUGCCCAUCCUUGCAUGGGACUCACUCGCUCCAUGUCACCACACUGAGCCUUUUGUCCUGUGCAGAGGCACCAGUAAGGAUUGUCAGCUCCAACGAGGAGACCCCGCACACCUAUGUGGCCGGGCAGCGUGUGGAGCUGUGGUGCCAGCUGUCCCAUGCCAAGACCCCUGUGCACUGGUACAAGGAUGGGGAGGAGGUGGAGGAGAGCGAGAACCUGGUGCUGGAGCACGAGGGGCCGCGGUGCUGCCUGGUGCUGCCCUGCGCCCGCCCGCAGGAUGCAGGGGAGUUUGUCUGUGAUGUGGGUGGUGACUCUGUCUUCUAUACCAUUACGGUGGCAGGUGAGUGCAUGGUGGGAGGGGUGCGUGGCACCGGGCACUGUGAAUCCCUGCAAAAAUGGUAUCUGCUACCUUGUAAACAUGACCCCAAGCCACCAGUGAGGAUCGUGGGCUCCAAUGAGGCAGCCCCACACACAUAUGUAGCCGGGGAGCGUGUGGAGCUGUGGUGCCAGCUGUCCCAUGCCAAAACCCCGGUGCACUGGUACAAGGAUGGGGAGGAGGUGGAGGAGGGCGAGAGUCUGGUGCUGGAGCGCAAGGGGCUGCGGUGCUGCCUGGUGCUGCCCUGCGCCCGCCCGCAGGAUGCAGGGGAGUUUGUCUGCGACGUGGGUGGUGACUCCGUCUUCUACACCAUCAUGGUGGCAGGUGGGUGCCCAUUUCUUCCCCUUCUUCCCUUUGCCCUGACUGCAUGCCUGGCUGCCUCAUCACAGAAUGCAGCUUUCUCAGCUGGGUGGUCUGCUCCAUCCUUCCUGGGGCACAGCUAUGCCUCUGCAGCUUCUCUGUGUGUGGGUCUUGCAGUGAGUUGUCCUGUUCUCUUGGUUCUCCCAGCCCCGCAGGCCUGCAUCGCCCCAGUGCCUGAAGCUCAGCAGCUCCAGGAGCUGCUGGCAGGGCUGCCGCUGCUGCUGGAGUGUGAGGUGAGCCCAGCGGGUGCCCCUGUGCGCUGGCUGAAGGAUGGCAAAGCCGUGGUGCCCAGUGAGACCCUGGGCAUCCAGUCAGAAGGAUGCUGGCGGAGGCUGCACAUCCCCACGGCUGUGCCAUCGGACUCGGGGACGUACACAUGCGAUGCUGGGGAUGACAGCGUGAGCUUUGUGGUGACCGUGAGCGAGGCACCAGUAAGGAUUGUCAGCUCCAAUGAGGAGACCCCGCAUACCUAUGUGGCCGGGCAGCGUGUGGAGCUGUGGUGCCAGCUGUCCCAUGCCAAGACCCCUGUGCACUGGUACAAGGAUGGGGAGGAGGUGGAGGAGAGCGAGAACCUGGUGCUGGAGCGCGAGGGGCCGCGGUGCUGCCUGGUGCUGCCCUGCGCCCACCCGCAGGACACAGGGGAGUUCGUCUGUGACACCGGAGACACUGCUGCCUCCUAUCACGUCAUGGUGGCUGAGCCACGAGUGAGGAUUCUGUACCCUGCGCAGCGCUCGCUGGAGCUGCCAGUGCUGGCGCCGGGGCACGUGGAGCUGCGCUGUGAGCUGUCCAUGCCCGAUGCUACCGUGCGCUGGUUCAAGGAUGGGCUGGAGGUGGAUGAGACUGACAACUUGCAGCUGCUGGCGGAUGGUGCCUGGCGCUGCCUGCUCAUUCCCAGGAGCAGUGCUGAGGACACAGGGGAGUACAUCUGUGAGAGCAAGGAUGAAGCUGUCUCAUUCGAUGUCAAGGUGACAGAGCCCCCAGUGAAGAUCCUGCAGCCACAGAGACCUCCACCUGUUGUGAAGGUGUCUCCAGGGGAGACGGUGAUGCUGUCCUGUGAGUUGUCCCGUGCUGAUGCACCCGUGUGCUGGGCCAGGGAGGGUGUCUGGCUGGAGGCGGGGGGCAGCUGGGUGCUGGAAGAAGAUGGUGCCCACCGUCGCUUGCUCAUCCCUGCUGCCCGAGCUGAGCAUGCUGGAAAAUACUUCUGCGAUGCAGUUGAUGAUGCGGUGACGUUCACUGUCCAGGUGUCAGACCCUCCAGUCAGGAUCCUGGAGAGGGAUGCACUGCCAAUCUGCCGACGCUGCCGGGCCAUGGAGGAUCUGGUGCUGGAGGUGCAGCUGUCACACGCCCAUGGGGAGGUGAAGUGGUACAAGGAUGGGGAGAAGCUGCAGGACACGGGGCAUGUGCGGCUGGAGGAGGAUGGGCAGCGCCGGGCACUUGUCAUCCUGGGUGCUACAGACAGGGAUGCAGGGGAGUAUCUCUGUGACACCCAAGACGACAGUGUCAUCUUCUGCGUCACCGUGGAAGGUAACAGGGGACAUAUAAAGUGGAGAUGGACUGAAUGGGUAGGCAAGCACCCAGUGUCACAGUGUGUCUCUCCAGCCCCAGAACCACCAGUGAGCAUCGUGGGGAACAUGGGCACCACAAAGCAUUGCUGCCUGGUGGCUGGACAGGACCUGGUGCUGGCCUGUGAGCUGUCCCAGCCUGAUGCUGCCGUGCGCUGGCUGCGGGAUGGCCGGGAGCUGCAGCCAGGGGAGCGGGUGUGCAUUGUGGCCCGUGGGGCACUGCGGGAGCUCACUGUGCGCGGGGCACAGCCCGGGGACUCAGGGUGCUACGUCUGUGAUGCUGCCAGCGACCGCAUGGUGACGUGCGUAGAGGUGACAGGUGAGAGGGGUAGCAGGAGCAGGGUGGCAGAACCAGGUGAGGGCAAGAGCCCUGUCCUAAAGAGCUGUCAGCCUGGAAGGGGCAGGUCAGGGCCAUCAGACCCAUGCCUCCCACCUCCCCCAGGCAGGGGCUGGUUAAAUUUAUCCUUGGCAGGCUCCCAGGCGCCUCUCCUCCUGCUUUGGCUGCCAAGGGCUGAGCUCAGCAAGGCCUUUAUCAGCACGGCCUCCCAGGCUGUGCGCAUUGUGAACAAGGAGGAAGCGCAGAGCCCGCUGGAGGUGCAGGAGGGAGACAGUGUGACGCUGGUGGCCCAGCUGUCCCCAGAGACAGCAGCAGCACAGUGGCAGAAGGAUGGGCAGAUGCUGCUCUCAGGUGGGCGGCUGCUGGUGUGCAGCGAGGGUCCAGCACGCAGCCUCACCAUCAAGCAAGUGGAACUGGGGGAUGCUGGCACCUUUCUUUGCGAUGCUGGGGACGACGAGGUGUACUUCACACUGCAUGUGAAAGAGGCACCGGUGCUGUUUGUGAACAAGCAGGAGGAGCGGGAGAAGCUGCUGGUGCUUGAGGGUGGUAGUGCCGUGCUCUCAGCUGUCGUGUCCAAGGAGCGAGCUGACAUCACCUGGCUGUGCCCCCGGCAGCUCAUGGUGCCCAGCGAGCGCUGCCAGUUGCGGUGUGAUGGCCGUGUGCACAGCCUGAUCCUCAGCAAUGUGGCCAAGGAGGAUGCUGGAGUCUACACCUGCCUGUCCCCUGAUGACCAGAUGCAGUUUGACAUCAGCGUGCGGGAGCUGCAGGUGAAGUUUCUGCGUGGGCUCUCGGAUGUGCGGGCACGGCAGGGCGAGACAGUGGUGUUGUGGUGCGAGUUGUGCAAGGCCCGUGGCGACGUGGUGUGGCUGAAGGAUGGGCGGGUGCUGGAGCCUGAUGCGCGCUGCGAGGUCCGGGUGCAGGGCCGGGAGCGCUCGCUGGUGCUGAGCUGUGUGGGACCUGAGGAUGCUGGGGAGUACUGCUGCGAGUCCAAUGAUGACCGCACGCUGGCCACGCUGACGGUGCAGGUGCGCAGAGUGGUGGAGAUCAUUGUGGAGCUGCAGAGCCUGACGGUGCUGGAGGGGGACGAUGCCACCUUCAAGUGCAUGGUGUCCCCUGAGGACGUGGCAGUGACAUGGCAGCUGGAUGGGCAGCCAGUCGUGCCCAGCGAGCGGCUGCAGGUGGCCAGGAAUGGGCUGUGCCAUAGCCUCACCAUGCGGGGCUGCCAGCCAGGCGACGCGGCCACUGUGACAGCCAAUGCCGAGGGGUUGCUGAGCACAGCCCGGCUCAGUGUGCAGGAGGCACAGGUGCUGUUUGUGCAGAAGCUGCGGGAUGUGGUGGCAGAGGAGCAGCAGGACGUGUGCCUGGAGGUGGAGGUGAGCCAUGAGGCAGCCGAGGUGCAGUGGCUGAAGCAAGGCGUGCUCCUCCAGCCCAGCGACAAGUACCUGAUGUGUGAGUCUGGGUGCCGGCGCACCCUCACCAUCUGCAGUGUCAGCCCCUCUGACCGUGGCACCUACCGCUGCGAGAGCCUGCACGACCGCACACAGGGCAAGCUCAGCGUGGAGCAACAAGGCUAUGUGCUAGGGCACCACUCGUCAGCACUGUCCCUAUCCCUCGCAGCCCAGAAAGUGUCAAUCCGGAGGCCGCUGGCUGACGUGGAGACCUUUGAGAAGCAGACAGCCACCUUCCUGCUGGAGCUGUCCCACGCUGGUGUGCCUGGGGUCUGGACACAUGGUGGUGUGCGGGUGAAGCCCAGUGCCACGUGCCGGGUCAGCGCCAUGGGCUGUACGCACAGCCUGACGCUGGAGGGGCUGGCACUGGAGGACUCAGGCACCAUCACCUUCACUGCUGACACUCUGCGCUGCAGCGCCCGCCUGCUCGUGCGGGAGCCUCCCAUCAGCAUGGUGAAGCUCCUGCAGGACCUGGAGGUUCCAGAGGCAGGGGCUGCCACCUUCGAAUGCGAGCUGUCCCGUCCCAGCGCUGAGGUGAAGUGGCUCAAGGUGAGAGCUCAUGUGCUCCCCAUCCAGGCUGAUGGCCUCAUCCCCCAGGUGCCACCUUCUCUGCAAGGCUGUGCACAGGGUGAGGGGAACCAACCCAGCCAACCUUGACCACACUGUCUACACAGGACGGGAUGGAGCUGCGGCCGAGCCCCCACUGCCGCAUGUACUCUGCGGGUCGACGCCGCCUCCUGCAGCUCAACCACUGUGCAUUGCCUGA